Cynara cardunculus var. scolymus (artichoke) is the source of this 1630-nucleotide messenger RNA. RefSeq names its product rho GTPase-activating protein 2-like. Gene Ontology annotation, molecular function: GTPase activator activity. The transcript has 4 exons. Gene Ontology annotation, biological process: signal transduction. Lineage: Eukaryota; Viridiplantae; Streptophyta; Magnoliopsida; Asterales; Asteraceae. The coding region runs from base 219 to 1505 and encodes 428 amino acids. The record is from RefSeq and is a predicted model, not a curated record.
AAAUUGGAAAGAUUCCAGGUUUAAGACGAAUAGUCAAGCAGAGGAUGCAUUAAGAAAUUUGAAAAAGAAAAGGGUGGCCGGAGGGUGGUUGGAACUUCAAACCAACUUCAUUCCUGUCUGGAUAUGAUCAACACACCACUCAAUUUCAAAAUCUCUCUUUUUUCAACGCAAUCCGCACCUUGUUAUACAGAGAUUUGAACCACAAGUGUGUUACUGAGAUGGCAGGAGUGGUGGUUGUACCAAGAGGAACCGGCUGCGGCGGCGGUUGUGGUGGUGGUGGUGGUCGUAGUGAAAAUGGAACGACAGAAGAAGCUUCUUCCAAACAACACCAGAACCACAUCUCCGUACUCGAGCUCCUCAUAGCAGCUCUGAGAAAAUCAAUGGCGGCUUGCCGAGUCGAUCAAAGAGAAGAAUCGAAAUCAUCAGCUAUUCAUCAAAUGGAAAUUGGAUGGCCGACGGAUGUGCAACAUCUGAGUCAUGUUACCUUUGAUCGAUUCCACGGAUUUUUAGGUCUUCCUGUUGAGUUCCAAGUUGAAAUCCCCUGUCGAGUCCCCAGUGCCAGUGCUAGUGUUUUUGGCGUUUCAGCAGAAUCGAUGCAGUGCUCGUAUGAUUCAAGAGGCAACAGUGUGCCGACAAUUCUCUUGCUCAUGCAAGAACGGUUAUAUGCUCACGGAGGUCUAAAGGCAGAAGGAAUUUUCCGAAUAAACCCAGAGAACAGCCAAGAGGAGCGGGUGAGAGACCAGCUAAACAGAGGCAUGGUGCCUGAAGGCAUCGAGGUUCAUUGUUUAGCCGGUUUAAUAAAAGCUUGGUUCAGGGAGCUUCCGUGUGGCGUGCUUGAUGGGCUUUCUCCUGAUGAGGUUUUACAGUGUAAUACAGAAGAUGAGCGCGUUGAGCUCGUUAAACAGCUCAAACCCACGGAGACCGCAUUGCUCAAUUGGGCUAUCGAUCUUAUGUCGGAUGUUGCCCAACACGAAGAAUCCAAUAAAAUGAAUGCCAGAAAUAUUGCCAUGGUUUUUGCCCCAAACAUGACUCAGAUGUCGGACCCAUUAACAGCUCUAAUGCAUGCGGUUCAAGUGAUGAAUUUGCUCAAAACCUUGAUCACAAAAACGCUAAGAGAACGCAAAGAGAACACAACCAACGAGGAAUUCAACUGUCGAGAAGAGAUCCAAACUAGUUGCGAUCUUAGAAGACGGGGGUCAUCCGAAUCCGAAGAAGACGACAACGAUGAACACAUCCGUUAUGAUCUUUGUGGCAAUAGUGUAGAUGGUGAGAUAGAAGAAAGUUUCUUGAAACAAACGAAGGAGAACAAACCCGCCAAAGAUCGGUUCAAGAAAGAAUGGGAUGAUCAUACGGUAACACCACGAUCCGACCCGACUAGCGGAUAUGAUUUUCGAGAGGAAUCGUUGGUCAUGAGCGAUGGGUGCGUGUCGGGUGGUGUGAGUCGGGUUUCUAAAGAAAGUGAAAAUGGCAAAAAUGGAAUGUAUGAACUGAAUUUGCCCAGCUGACUCAUUCUUGAAAACAUUUAGCAAUCACUGCACAAAUCUUCAAUAUUAACUCCUUGUUUUAAGAUCUUUUCUUGUAGAGAACUGAUAUUAAAUGUGAGAAUAUGUGGAAUUCCAUCAAAUUACUU